This is a messenger RNA of Lasiodiplodia theobromae, 1131 nucleotides long. RefSeq names its product Qde-2-interacting protein. The record is from RefSeq and is a predicted model, not a curated record. NCBI's taxonomy places the organism in Eukaryota, Fungi, Ascomycota, Dothideomycetes, Botryosphaeriales, Botryosphaeriaceae. The transcript has a single exon. Bases 1 to 1131 code for a protein of 376 amino acids. Gene Ontology annotation, molecular function: nucleic acid binding. Gene Ontology annotation, cellular component: nucleus.
AUGUCCACCCGGCAGCCUUCUUCCAAAAAGGCAGCGGAGGAGACUCCGCGCCCGGCCAAGCGGUCGAGAUACGAGAGGAAACAAGACCAGAUGCAUCCAGCAACACUUUCUCUUCUGCGCCAAUAUCUUGGACUCGAGGACAAGACUAAUUCAGUCUUCAACUCCGCCACGCCGCUCGAUCCGGUCUUUAUUGCCAUAGAUGUUGAAGCGUUCGAGUAUGCAACGCAAAAAGUCACCGAAGUUGGCAUCGCCGUACUCGAUACACGCGAAUUGCCUGCCUUUCCCAAUGCUUCGGCUUCGGAAUGGGCUGAAAAGAUCCGCACCCACCACCAUAUCAUCCAGGAACAUAGGCAUCUUCGUAACAAGAGAUUUGUCAAAGGCUGCCCCGAAAACUUUAUGUUCGGUGAAAGUAACGUCACGCCGUUGAUAAAGAUGAGGGACAUCCUGAAACUAGCCUUCACCCCUGCGGAUCCGAGUGCCGGCGAAAAUUGUCUCCGCAACGUCGUUCUAGUCGGUCAUGACGUACGGGGAGAUCUCAAUUGGAUUGCCAAGCUUGGUUACUCUAUCCGCACAACGAAUCCGCCCAUCGGCCUUGUUGAUAGCCAAAAGAUUGCGAAAGCUCUCAAACUGCCAGAGGGUCUGGCGACUCUGGUGAAUGCCCUCGGAGAGCACCCCGAGUUUCUUCACAACGCCGGUAAUGAUGCGUACUGGACCAUGCAGUCGGUACUCCUCUUGGCUUUGUAUGGCUCGGUACUCCCGGAACCGCCCAGCAUGGAAAACGCUCGCCAAAUCCGAGAGAAGCAGAUCCAAGCCGCGAAAGAGAAGAGCGACAGGCUUAAUGCAGAGGCUAAAAGGGUAAGGGAAGAGAAGGAAGCCAAGGAGAAGGAAGCGAAGGAAGCGCUGGACCGCCAAGGCGAGGGGCUUCACGACGUCAGUACCAAAGACCUGCCAAAAGUCAAGGCGGCUCAACCCCGGCAGGUCAAAGGAAGAAAAUCAGAAGAAGCCAAGAAGCCUAGAUCUGUUCCGGGAGAAGGAGCCGAGCCCAGUAGCUCCGGGACCAAGAAGACUAGACGUCGGAGUCGCAAAGCCAAGAUAUCUACUAAAGACUUGAACUACACUGGUAGUCAUUAA